AUGGUCGCUCUGGGAUAUGCACUUAUAGCUGCUUCUACAGGAGUACGACUUGGUACUCCAUCGAAACCUGGUGUAGCACUUGCUUUAUCUCCUGAUGGCUCAUGUGGUGGUAGUUCUGGAUAUCGAUGUGAUACCGGUGAAUGCUGCUCGCAGUAUGGUUAUUGUGGAACUACUGCCGCCUAUUGCAGCGUUGGAUGCCAAAAAUCUUUUGGUAUCUGCACUGGCGCGACGAGCACGUCCAUAGUGGUGACCUCUGCCGUGCCAUCCUCUGCUCCACCAUCCUCUGCCGCGCCAUCCCCUACCGGAUCGCAUCCAGUAUCUCCUGACGGUACAUGUGGUGCUAAGUUUGGAUAUCAAUGUGAUAUCGGUGAAUGCUGUUCGCAGUAUGGUUAUUGUGGAGUUACUAGCGAUUAUUGCAGUGUUGGAUGCCAAAACGGUUUUGGUAUCUGCACCGGCACCGGCACGACGACUAUGUCCAUAGUGACCUCUGCUGCAUCAUCCUCUGCCGCGCCAUCCCCUACCGGAUCGCACCCAGUAUCUCCUGACGGUACAUGUGGUGCUAAGUUUGGGUAUCAGUGCGAUAUCGGUGAAUGCUGUUCGCAGUAUGGCUAUUGUGGAGUUACUAGCGAUUAUUGCAGUGUUGGAUGCCAAAAUGGUUUUGGUACUUGCACCGGCGCAACUACUAUUACUGGCACAUCAGCAUCUGCUACUUCAACCUCGACUUCACCUGCCUACGUUCCACCCAAUCCCAAUUUGUCUGCCCCUAUCAUCACUACUUGCAAGAGUCCAAAACAGUUUGCCCUGACUUUUGAUGAUGGACCGACCACCAAUGUGCCUGCUAUUUUGGAUAUGCUUAAAACCAACAAUGUCAAAGCAACCUUUUUCGUGAAUGGCAAGAACUUUGCAGAUCUUGCCCUUGAGCCUUAUAUUUCUAUUCUCCGUCGUGCAUACACUGAAGGACAUCAGAUUGCCUCUCAUACACUUACCCAUCCCGAUCUGACUUCAUUGAAUGCAGCUCAAAUGUGGACCGAAAUGUCCCAGAACGAUAUUUUGAUUCGCAACAUUAUUGGUAAAUCACCCGUUUACAUGCGUCCACCAUAUGGUAGCAUAAACGCGCUUGUUCUGAGUGCCAUGGCAACUUGGGGAUACCAAGUAGUGACCUGGAAUCUCGACUCGGGUGAUUGGGCCCACAAUAACGAUUCCAACAUGAUUGCUGAGAACGAUGCUAGUUAUGCCAAUGACAUGGCUGGACAUCCUAUUCCGGCCACACCAUUCAUUUCUCUACAGCACGAUUUUGUUAUAAACGAGAUUAAUUGGGCUCUACAUGUCAUUACCAAGUUUAAAAAUCUUGGUUACAGUUUUGUAACAGUUGGCGAAUGUCUUGGCGUUCCUGCUUCCCAAUGGUACCGAUAGUUUGACUGGUUGAUACAUUUUCAAUAAACUCUGCAUGCUACUU
This is a messenger RNA of Batrachochytrium dendrobatidis JAM81, 1456 nucleotides long. RefSeq lists its product as uncharacterized. Gene Ontology annotation, molecular function: chitin binding; hydrolase activity, acting on carbon-nitrogen (but not peptide) bonds. The record is from RefSeq and is a predicted model, not a curated record. The transcript has 3 exons. Lineage: Eukaryota; Fungi; Chytridiomycota; Chytridiomycetes; Rhizophydiales. Gene Ontology annotation, biological process: carbohydrate metabolic process. The coding region runs from base 1 to 1413 and encodes 470 amino acids.